Messenger RNA from Pedinophyceae sp. YPF-701, 1185 nucleotides. The record is from the annotation of a GenBank genome assembly. Lineage: Eukaryota; Viridiplantae; Chlorophyta; Pedinophyceae.
AUGCCGCGCGCGCGCCGCGUGAUCCUGCCGGACGCCUCGCACUCGGCGCUGCUCGAGCGAGGCGUGGAUCUGGUGCAGAUCCUGCGCCACAACGCCGUGCUGCCGGCGCGCCACGGACGGCAGGCCGAUCAGGACGGGGGGCACGCGGGGGGCGCGCGGGGCGCGGAGGAGGACGCGUGGGACGAGGGGAGCCGGAGCGACGGCGUGGGGCCGACGGGCGUGCCGCGUGCGACGAUGGAGCAGUGGGAGGCGGCGCGGCGCAACCUCGCCCCGCUGCGCGCCCUCACCGACCCGGUCAUGCUGGGCACCGAGAACAUCCCCCUGCCCGGCGGACCGCGCGAGCAGCUGCAGCGGCCCGUGCUCCUCGUAGGCAACCACACGCAGUACGGAUUCUACGACCUGCCCCUUCUCCUGCAGCUGCUGUACGACAGGGGCGUCAAGGCGCGCGGGCUCGGGCACCCGGGGCACUGGCAGAGCCCCCUCGGAACCCUAUUCGAGCGCUUCGGCGCCGUGCCGGCCAACGGACGCAACAUGCUCAAGCUCCUCUCCCGCAACGAGUGCGUCCUGCUCUUCCCCGGCGGCGCGCGCGAGGUCAACAAGCGCAAGGGCGAAGCCUACCGGCUCUUCUGGAGCGACACGCCCGACCUCGUGCGCAUCGCGGCGCGCGCGAACGCCAUCAUCGUGCCCUUCACGGCCCUCGGCGGCGACGACGCCUUCGAGCUCUUCAUGGACACCGACGAGGUCCUCAACGCGCCCGUGCUCGGCCCGGCCGUCAAGACCCUGUACUCGACGUUCGCGCCGUUCCUCGAGAUCGAGGAGUCGGUGUACCCCGUCCCCGCGCUGCCGCUCCCCAAGUGGCUCCCGGGCCCGCGCCUGCCCUUCCCGCUGCCCGUCCCGCGCAUCCAGCGCAUCUACUUCAAGUUCCACGCCCCAGUGGACGUCGGGGCGCGCUGCUGCGCCCCGCGGGCGCCGGGCCGCGGGCGCGCGCGGCCGGACGUCGAGAAGUGCGCGGAGGUGUACGCGGAGGUCCAGGACACCAUCCGCGGGGGGGUGAGCGAGCUGCAGGAGCUGCGCGCGCGCGACCCGGGCCGCUUCCUGUCCGUCCGGCUGCUCGCGCAGGCGCGGGCGUACCUGCCGGACGCGGGGCUCCCGGACGGCCGCGCGGACCCUCGGCGGCAAGUUUGA